AUUCACACACCAACACACGCGAAUAGCAACCGAGAAUAAAACGCUGCAGAGGCAAAAAAAAAAAGAGGAACGAACGUCGGUUCUCUUCUCGAUUCAACACACUUGUCCAAUUUCAUAGCGUUUGCGAUUAUUUUCUAUUCAAAAGCCACAACCUAUGCAUCGUAACUUAAUUCAGCCACAACUGUGAUCGCCAAACAUCGGAAAAUAACAAAAAGCACGUCAAGAAUUGCCAACGCUCCACUGAAAAAUCCACCUCCCCCGCCCCCCGCAGGAAGAUAACAAAGAAAAGUGCUACAAAAGUUGCCGAUUUUUUCGGCGAAUUAAAAUCCAAAAGCAAUACACAUUGUGCAUUACAACAAAAAGAUUGGAGGAAUAUCGCUGAAAAGACGUUUUAAUCCCACACUCGAGUCCAAACAAUCGACAUCGAUUAGCCAAACGUGUCGAGAAGUCGGGAAAGCAGCUUAACAGGACCAGGAAUUGAACCAGGAAACCGAGAACCGGAGUCGAGAAGCCCGUAGUUCAGUGCAGGAAGAACCAAUCGCCCGCUAUGGUCAUGGAUGCGACCCAAUCGCAGCAGCCUUCGCCGCAGUCGGUGGGACGCGAGUUUGUCCGCCAGUACUACACGCUGCUGAACAAGGCGCCCAACCACUUGCACCGCUUCUAUAACAACAGCUCGUCGUACAUCCAUGGGGAGUCCAAGCUGGUGGUGGGUCAGCGGGAGAUCCACAACCGUAUCCAGCAGCUGAACUUCAACGAUUGCCAUGCGAAGAUCAGCCAGGUGGACGCCCAGGCCACGUUGGGAAACGGUGUGGUGGUCCAGGUCAUCGGAGAGCUGUCCAACGAUGGUCAACCGAUGAGGCGGUUCACCCAGACGUUCGUUCUGGCCGCCCAGUCGCCGAAGAAGUACUACGUGCACAACGACAUCUUCCGCUAUCAGGACCUGUACAACGAGGACGAGCAGGAUGGCGAGUCGCGAUCGGAGAACGAUGAGGAGCACGACGUUCAGGUUGUGGGCGGUACUGUGGACCAAGCCGUUCAGGUGGCCGGCGAUGUGGUUGCUCAACAGCCGCAGCAACAGCAGGCGCCUCCGCAACCCCAGGCCCAGGUGGUUGUGCCCCAGCAGGUGGCUCCUGUUGCGGCCGGCGGAGCUGCCCCGCAGCAGAUCUUCUACCCAUUGCCAGCGGGUGCUGCUGCCGGACGUCCCGUGGCUGUUUUGCCACCGGCUCCGCAGGCCGCGGCGGUUCCUCUGCCCGCGCAGUUCACCGUGCCGCCACAACAGCCUAUCCAGAAUGGCGUUGUGUCGCACGAGGAGUUGCAGCAGCAGCAGCAGGUGCUGGUCCCGCCCAGCGUGUCGCCUCUGGUGCAGCAGCAGCAGCAGCCGAGCGGUACUCCGGUGUUGCCCAUUGUUCCAGUGCCAAGUGCGGGCUUCCAGCAAUCGCCACUGGUGGCACCACAGCUCAUCCAGCAGCAGCAGCAGCCUCCACAGCUGCCUCCGCAGCAACAGCAGCAGCAGCAAACUAUUCAGCAGCAGCCGUUGCAACAGCAGCAGCAGCCACCUCAGCAAGAACCCGAGGAAGUCGAGGUGCCGCCGCGACAGCUGCAGAAGCCGCCCACGCCCGUCGACGACUUCAAGACCAUCCACGAGCAGCAACAGCAGGAGAAGUACGAGGCCGCCAAGCAGCAGCAGAACGAGCCAAAGACUUAUGCGAAUCUGUUCAAGUCCACGUCCUCCUCGCCCAGCGGCUUUGUGAACGCCGCCCUGCAGCAGCAGCAGCAACUCCAGCAGCAGCAGCAGCAACAACAGCAGUCGAUCAGCAGCAACACCUACAGCUCGUCGACUGGAAACUCGGGCAGCGGCAAUGGCGGUCAGGUUAGCUACUCGACCACCGCCUCGUCCUACAACAACAGCAACGGCAACUCGAGGCUGGACAACGGCGGUCCGCUGCCGCAGCGCAACAACUCGAUCCGGAACAACAAGGGUGACUUUGAGCAGCGCCGCUCGAGCAACACUCAGCAGUUUGGUGAUAAUCAGCAGCUGUUCCUCGGAAACAUACCGCAUCACGCCAGCGAGGAUGAUCUGCGCGAUCUAUUCUCGCGUUUCGGAAAUGUCCUGGAACUGCGCAUCCUGUCCAAGGCCGGCAACAAAGUGCCACCGGGCAUGCGCAGUCCAUUGAACUACGGCUUCAUUACCUACGACGAUCCCGAGGCGGUGCAAAAGUGCCUAGCCAAUUGCCCCCUGUACUUCCCGGAGAACUCACCUGAUGGCCAGAAGUUGAAUGUGGAGGAGAAGAAGCCGCGCGUUCGCAACGACAUGGUGCCACGCCAGCCGAUCGGCGGCAACAACCUCAACAACAACAUGGGGCGCUUGGGCGGCAACAACGGACCGCAGUCGCGUCCGAUGGGCAACAACAAUGGCAGCGGCGGCGGUAUGAUGCGUAACAACGCCGGCGGCAACAAUCUCCGCCAAGGAGGCGGCGGUGGAGGCGGAAACGGAGCUCCCCGCUUGGGCGGCGGCGGCGGUGGGUUCGGACAGCGCCAGGAUAAUCGCACCGGCGGCGGCAACAACCAGUCCAACGGACCGCUGCGCGGAGCCGGAAAUGGACAGAGCGGUAGUGGCAACUACGGACGUCGCUAAAGGAGUUCCUCAGCACGACAUCAGCAAAAGCAAAAAGCAUCAACAACAACAGCAGCAGCAGCAGCAGUAGUAGCCACAAAAAUAAGAACAGCAAGAACCCAACGUUAAGAACAUCGACUUCUUCCACAAUGCAAUCAAUCAAUUAACAUUCAAGAACAUCUCAUGCAAUUAAACACACAAAGACACACGCAAAUCCACCAACAUAAAAGUAGUUGGAGCAACAAAAACUGUCAACUGUCCUUUAAAUGUUCCUGAGCGCAACUCGGGGUGUCGAGCUAAAACAAAACAAAACAAUGUGUAAAAGCUAAGGUCUUGAGUCUCUCCUUAGUUUAAUUGCGUUUGGCUCGCUUUUUCCAGCCAGUUCGUGCCAAAAGAUACCGAAAUUCUGUGCAAAUCUCUGUUGUGUAUCCAAAAAGAAAGCUUCAGCUCGUCAACUGCUACUCUCUACCACCCACCCCCUCACGGAAUCACCUUCACCUUGAAAUACGUGUAUUAUGUUUAAGUCUCAACCAAACACACCCAUUAGAUAAACACUCAUCGAACAAACACAAACAGACGGAAGACACACUCACUUACCCAUCUUAGCAUAAAUGUAAACUUUAAUUUCAACUAUUGUUUGGCAAACUACCUUCAACAUGAAUCUAACUUAAGUUCGCAGGAUGAGAGAAAUUGGUUUUAAAAUGAAUGAAAGGAGCAAUGCAACACAUUUUCGUUUGAUUUAUCAUUGAAUAACCACAAUUACUUAAGCUAAAUAAAACAAGAAAUUAAAAGGGAAAACUUAAACAACUUAGCUAAAGUUAUAAACAGAAAACAAAACAAAAAAAAAAAAAGAACAAAAAAAUGAAAAACCUUUGUAAAAUGCAAUUAAAAAGAGCAAAAGAAAGACUUGAAAAAUAAUAUAAAAAAUACAAAAAAAAAAAUGUAAUGAAGAAAUGGUAACACGAGAAAAAUGUAAGGCGCGGUAAAGCAAGCUACAAUAAGAUCAAGCAAAAACACACAAGAACACAAACCUCUUUAAAAAAACAUUGAAAAUGAAACGAAAAUCAAUUCAGCACCCAGCCGCAGGAAUGAAAAGUGCGGAAAAUGAAAAGCAAAACGCAUCAACGUCGACGUUCAGCGCCCCAAAAGUCCGCCGCAUUUUAGAGCCUGUAAACCUUUUGCUACUUAAAUCUAAUUUGCAGACACUGACACAUUUAACUAGCUAGUCUAUAUAGGGAAUCGAAUGAUGUUGAGAUGGAGAGCUUGUAAGAGGGCGAAUGCGGUGCCGGCGCCGCAGCGGGGGCGUGGUUGAUGCAAUCGAUGAGGGGCGGAUGAACUGUGUUUUCGCUUUUUUUUAUUUUCGUUCUGUGUAAUGAGUUCAAGGUCGUAAACCAAACUAAGUCAAGCAACUUAAACGAUUUGGUGUUUCCAACGCAGUUGUGAACUAAAAUUUAGUACAUAUUUUUUAAAUAAAAUCAAGAAAAGCCCAAAAAAAAUAAGAGAGAUGAGAACCAUAUAAAACACAAAACUUAUUAUAAUAGUUGGAAGACGAAACACAAGCUACUAACAUUUUUCUCAAGGUAAAACAAGCAAAACAUGUAACAAAAAAUAUAUACAAAUAUAUAUAUAUAAAUAAAACAAAACUCAUAUAAUUUAAUGUUAACUUUUAGACUUACCAGAAAUCUAAAUAUACAUAUAUAUAUUUAUAUAACUGCUGCAGCAAAAGAGGAAGAGAAGGCAGGAAAGCGAGGAGGGGAACUAAAAACAUUUGAAAUCGUGUAAGAUUCUUUUGAGUUUUGUAGCAGGCGUCCGAAUAUUUGCCCAAGUUAUUCUUGUUUUGUUAAAGCUUAAAUACUUUUGAUUCGUUGGAAGCAUAUCAUUUGUUUUUGUUGGUCGACGCCUGCUCUAGAGAAUCAAUUGCUAAAUCAAUUAAUUUCUACAACUAUUUCUAGAACCCACACAACAAACCACUCACGUUUGCAAGCCAGACAUUUUUAGCACUGUGACGGAGUCUAAAGCAAUUUUAGUACAUUUUUUGUAAAACGAAAAUGUUAGUGUUCAAAUCUUAGCUCAACGAUCAGUGCUGGAAGUGAUUCGUUAGCAUCAACAACAAAAAAAACAGCAUCAAAACAAUACAAUACAAAUCAGAGGUACUAACUAAUUAUAUGUAAGCAUAUAGAAAAAAACAAAAAAAUGUCAUGCUCAUUUCUUAACCGAGAAAAUCACAUUACUGCAGUUUGUAAAGAGUAAAGAAAAACACUUAAUUAUAAUUUAAUUUAUAUGUAUACAACUACAAAAUAAUUAUAAUAAUAAAAACAACCACAAAGAUUCAUCGUGUUUACCAGAAAA
Molecule: messenger RNA, 4963 nt
Organism: Drosophila ficusphila
Lineage: Eukaryota; Metazoa; Arthropoda; Insecta; Diptera; Drosophilidae
Gene: rin
Product: ras GTPase-activating protein-binding protein 1
Exons: 5
Coding region: 548-2635 (695 amino acids)
Cellular component (GO): ribonucleoprotein complex; cytosol
Molecular function (GO): mRNA binding
Source: RefSeq, a predicted model, not a curated record